AUGCAGGCGUUCGGGCAGCCGCCCGCGGCCGCGCAGCCCCGCGCGCAGCAGCUGCUGCAGGCGACGGCGGGCGGCGACCCCUACGCGCCGCACCGCGCCCCCCCGCCGCCGCCGCCGCCGCCCUACCUGUGGCUCGACGGCGCCGCCGCGCCGCCCGCCCCCUACGCGCCCGCGCAGCGCCCGCUCCCGGCCGCGGCCGCCGGCGCGGGGGGCUCGGAGCUGGGCUGGCUGGCGCUGCCCGGGCCGCGGGAGCUGCUGGGCGCCGCGCGUCCGCCCUACUCCUACUCGGCGCUGAUCGCCAUGGCCAUCCAGAGCGCGCCCGACGGCCGCCGCACCCUGCGCCAGAUCUACCGCUACGUGGCCGACGCCUUCCCCUUCUACCAGCGCAGCCGCGCCGGCUGGCAGAACUCCAUCCGCCACAACCUCUCGCUCAACGACUGCUUCAGGAAGGUGCCCCGCGCCGAGGACGACCCAGGCAAAGGCAGCUACUGGACCCUGGACCCCGACUGCGGGAAGAUGUUCGACAACGGCAACUUCAGGAGGAAGAGGAGGCGGCGCCCCGACGCCGCCGCGCCCGACCCGGCCGCCCAGGCCCCCCCCUGCGCCCGGGCGCGGCCCGACGUGUGAGCGCCGCCGGGGGGGCCCGACGGGGCGGCCUCCCCGCGCCCGCCCGCGGCUUCUUCUCGUCCCCAGGCUUUAAAUCAAAGCGCCUUUUUGGGUGCCCCCCCGCCCCGGAAUCGCGGCCGGCGCGGCCGCCCCGUCGGGCCGGCAAACUCCGCACCGGCGGGGCGAAACCGCCGGCGGGAGCUGAAAAUGCAAAAAGCGGCGGGUUGGUGGUGGUGGUGGGGGGGGGGGGAUUUUUUUCUCCUUUUUGGCCAGAAGCGCUGACGAGCCCGCGGGGGGCACCGACGGGGCGGGGGGCGCUCGGGCCCCCGCACUGCCAGCCGGGGCUCGGCGGAGCUGCCGCGGCGCCGGGGGGACCGAGGGGCCGAGGGAGGACAGAGGCUCGUGGGGACCCCCGGCCCGCGCUCUGCCACGGCGUUUCUCAGUAAUAAUAAAUAAAAAAACCUUUCUUUUC
Messenger RNA from Dromaius novaehollandiae (emu), 1078 nucleotides. RefSeq names its product forkhead box I2 (gene FOXI2). NCBI's taxonomy places the organism in Eukaryota, Metazoa, Chordata, Aves, Casuariiformes, Dromaiidae. Gene Ontology annotation, biological process: cell differentiation; anatomical structure morphogenesis; regulation of transcription by RNA polymerase II. Gene Ontology annotation, molecular function: DNA-binding transcription factor activity, RNA polymerase II-specific; RNA polymerase II cis-regulatory region sequence-specific DNA binding. The transcript has 2 exons. Bases 1 to 627 code for a protein of 208 amino acids. The record is from RefSeq and is a predicted model, not a curated record.